GUAAAUGUAUGUACAGCUACAGAUAGCUGGAAGACUGCGAUAUAGUAAAACCUGUCCAUUUUUUCUGACACGCGGAGGCGUCGUUGAAACUUUUUCAUGAUUUUUGGAUUUAGCUGUAAAUAGAAAACCAUGUUGCAUCAUUCUCUUGUUUUUACCAUUUGCGUCACCUUAGUCUCAGGAGUGCCUUAUUAUGGCGAAUCAGGGCGAAUUAUAGGAGGAACUCGAGUGAAUCACACAGAACAGUUCCCUUAUGUCGUCUCCAUCUCUCGGAUGGAUCAGCACGUUUGCAAUGGAGUCAUUUACAACGAUCGAUGGAUCAUCACAGCAGCAAAAUGCGUCCACGGAAAAAAUCAAUCGGAAUUUAAAGUUGUCGUUGGUGCCCUAUCGCUCAUCAUUCCUGAACCAGCGGAGCAAAAGAUCACCGUUUCCGAUUUUGUCGUACAUAAUCAAUUUGAUCCUGUUUCAUUGAAACACGAUAUCGCUCUCGUCAGGCUGUCACGGUUGAUUUUAUUUGGCGCUACUGCUCAACCAAUCCGGUAUAGUGAAAUCGAUGAGCUAGCCCAACCCUGGGACGCAUACAUUGUCGGAUGGGGUGCAACUUUUCAAGGAGGAAUCCCAACUACAAGACUUCUUUGGGGUCCGAUUGAUGAUCUUGCAGCAGAUUGUGGAGUUUACGUUGACGAGUUUCAGCAGGACUCCAUGAUUUGCGCUGGCUCAACUGAAGGAACGGUUUCACCUUGUCAAUACGAUGAGGGAGGACCACUGACUCAAAGGACAAAUUCUAGCGGAACUCCGGAAGAAAUAGUCGUGGGCAUCAUGUCGAGGAACAAUGGCUGUGGUGAUCCUAGUGUGCCAACUAUUUAUACUCGGUUGGGCAGCUACUCUACUUGGCUUCUCCUUACCGCAGGCCCGCAGCCGUGGGAAUAAAAGUGCGUUAUCUACUACCGAAAAUUUUUUUUUCCGUAGUCCACGCCUUCAGGAAAAUCGCGAGUACCGUUCAUGUAUUAGUUAUGUUUCAAUCAAAUGUAAAUCACGCAACAAUAAUAACGAUGUUACGCAUGUUA
Daphnia pulex (common water flea) is the source of this 1064-nucleotide messenger RNA. RefSeq names its product trypsin-1-like. The transcript has 7 exons. Gene Ontology annotation, molecular function: serine-type endopeptidase activity. Bases 130 to 927 code for a protein of 265 amino acids. The record is from RefSeq and is a predicted model, not a curated record. Lineage: Eukaryota; Metazoa; Arthropoda; Branchiopoda; Diplostraca; Daphniidae. Gene Ontology annotation, biological process: proteolysis.